This is a messenger RNA of Chionomys nivalis (European snow vole), 4342 nucleotides long. RefSeq names its product SR-related CTD associated factor 4 (gene Scaf4). The record is from RefSeq and is a predicted model, not a curated record. Gene Ontology annotation, cellular component: nucleus. The coding region runs from base 420 to 3998 and encodes 1192 amino acids. The transcript has 20 exons. Gene Ontology annotation, molecular function: RNA polymerase II C-terminal domain phosphoserine binding; RNA binding. Gene Ontology annotation, biological process: negative regulation of termination of RNA polymerase II transcription, poly(A)-coupled. NCBI's taxonomy places the organism in Eukaryota, Metazoa, Chordata, Mammalia, Rodentia, Cricetidae.
CUCGGGUCGCUGCCGCCAUCCUGCUGGCGAAAGAGAGGCGAGAGACAGAGAGGCCCGCCCGCUAGCCGGCCCGGCCAGUGUGGGCCAGUGCGUGAGGGCGCGGGGGGCCGUGUCAGCGCGACGCAGAGCGCAGCCGCCACCGCCAAACGGACAUGUUGGAGCCCCGCGCUGCCGCCACCUCCCUUCCCUUCUCCGGCGCACGGGACUGAGCGGGGGCCCGCCGCUUCUGACUGCGCUCGACCGGCCCGGCCUCGCCGCCUCGGCCGCAGCCCCUUCCUGUUCGGCCUCCGCCGCUCGUCGCCUCCCGUCCUCCUCCCCCCCACGCCCCAGGCCCUGCCGGCUCCCGGCCCUGCUCCGCCGCGGCGCGAGGUCUAUGUGACCGGCGGGCCCGGAGCAGCCGCCGCCGCCGCAACGCGAACAUGGACGCCGUCAACGCCUUCAACCAGGAGCUUUUUUCACUGAUGGACAUGAAACCUCCCAUCUCUAGAGCCAAAAUGAUUCUGAUUACUAAAGCUGCUAUUAAAGCUAUUAAGCUUUACAAGCAUGUUGUUCAGAUAGUAGAGAAAUUCAUCAAAAAGUGUAAACCAGAAUACAAGGUUCCAGGAUUAUAUGUCAUUGAUUCCAUUGUGAGACAGUCUCGUCAUCAGUUUGGAACUGAUAAAGAUGUUUUUGGGCCAAGGUUCUCUAAAAAUAUAACUGCUACAUUCCAAUAUUUAUAUCUUUGUCCAUCUGAAGAUAAGAGUAAAAUAGUUCGUGUGCUAAAUCUUUGGCAAAAAAAUGGAGUAUUCAAAAUUGAAAUUAUUCAGCCUCUUUUGGACAUGGCAGCAGGAGCCAGUAAUGCUGUUCCAGUAGCAGAAAAUGUCACCAACAAUGAAGGCUCACCUCCACCCCCAGUAAAAGCCUCUUCUGAACUUGCACAAGCUCCCACAAACUCCAUGCCUGCUGUACCACAGUUGCCCAGCUCUGAUGCCUUUGCUGCUGUGGCUCAACUGUUUCAGACAACCCAAGGCCAGCAGCUGCAGCAGAUCCUUCAGACUUUUCAACAGCCUCCAAAACCACAGUCUCCCGCCCUUGACAAUGCUGUGAUGGCUCAGGUUCAGGCUAUCACAGCUCAGUUAAAGACAGCUCCUACACAACCACCUGAGCAAAAAGCUGCUUUCCCCCCACCUGAACAAAAAACUGCAUUUGACAAGAAGCUGCUUGAUAGAUUUGAUUAUGAUGAUGAGCCUGAAGCUGUGGAAGAUGCAAAGAAAGAGGAUGCUGCUGUCACCGCUGUAGCCUCUGCUGCUGCUGCUGCCCCUCCUACACCCACUGUGGCCACACCUGCUGUUGCUCCUGCUGUCCCAGUACCCUCCACCACCUCGCCCCCUCCUCCACAGGUGCCAUUUGGCUAUCCUGGGGAUGGCAUGCAGCAGACAGCCUACACACAACAUCAAAGUAUGGAUCAGUUUCCCCCUCGGAUGAUGGGAAUGCAGCAGGAUACAGUGCACCAUCAGGUUCCACUUCCUCCUAAUGGACAGAUGCCAGGAUUUGGGCUUCUCUCCGCACCUCCAUUUCCUCCCAUGCCACAGCCUGGGAUGGCCCAACCUGGGAUGCCACAGCCUGGGAUGCCACAGCCUGGGAUGGCCCAGCCUGGGAUGCCACAGCCUGGGAUGCCACAGCCUGGGAUGGCCCAGCCUGGGAUGCCGCAGCCUGGGAUGGCUCAACCUGGGAUGCCUCAACCUGGGAUGCCUCAGCCCGGAAUUCCCCCAACACCACCAGUACAACCAACUUUCCAACCUACUUUUCAGCCACAAAAUGAACCCCUUUCACAAAAACCACAUCAGCAGGAAAUGGAAGUAGAACAGCCUUGUAUCCCAGAGGUUAAGCGGCACGUGCCAGAGAGCAGAAAAUCAAGAUCUAGGUCAGCAUCCAGGUCACCAAAAAGAAGAAGAUCUAGAUCUGGCUCUAGGUCUCGGAGGUCCCGCCACCGACGUUCUCGGUCCCGGUCCAGGGACAGGCGACGGCACUCACCUCGGUCUCGAUCUCAAGAAAGACGGGAUCGAGAAAAGGAGAGGGAACGGCGACAAAAAGGCCUCCCUCAGAUCAAGUCAGAAACUGCAAGUGUUUGUAGUACCACACUGUGGGUGGGACAGCUGGACAAAAGGACUACUCAGCAGGAUGUUGCCAGUCUCUUAGAAGAGUUUGGUCCUAUUGAAUCAAUUAAUAUGAUUCCUCCCAGAGGUUGUGCCUAUAUCGUAAUGGUUCACAGGCAGGAUGCAUACCGUGCCCUGCAGAAACUGAGCCGGGGAAACUAUAAAGUGAACCAGAAAUCCAUAAAGAUUGCCUGGGCCUUAAACAAAGGAAUAAAGGCAGAUUAUAAGCAGUAUUGGGAUGUUGAAUUGGGUGUUACUUAUGUCCCGUGGGACAAAGUCAAACCUGAGGAGCUGGAGAGUUUUUGUGAAGGAGGAAUGCUGGACAGUGACACACUUAACCCAGAUUGGAAAGGCAUCCCCAAGAAGUCUGAAAAUGAAGUUGCUCAAAAUGGAGGUGCAGAAACCUCCCACACAGAUCCAGUGUCACCCGUACCUAAGCCUUUGCCUGUGCCUGUCCCUCCUAUUCCUGUUCCUGCGCCUAUAACAGUGCCACCUCCACAGGUCCCACCUCACCAGCCGGGCCCUCCUGUAGUUGGUGCUCUCCAGCCACCUGCUUUCACACCUCCCUUAGGAAUCCCCCCUCCAGGCUUUGGUCCUGGUGUUCCUCCUCCUCCUCCACCGUUUUUGCGCCCAGGAUUCAACCCUAUGCAUUUGCCACCAGGUUUUCUUCCUCCUGGACCCCCACCUCCUAUAGCUCCACCAGUAUCCAUCCCUCCUCCUCACACUCCACCAAACUCUGCUAUCGCUGGUAUAAAUGAAGACACUACAAAAGACUUAUCUAUUGGAAAUCCCAUUCCAACAGUGGUGUCUGGGGCUAGAGGAAACGCCGAGUCUGGUGACAGUGCGAAAAUGUAUGGCUCUGCUGUGCCACCUGCUGCACCCACGAAUCUGCCUACCCCUCCUGUAACCCAGCCUGUUUCACUUCUUGGCACUCAAGGAGUUGCACCUGGUCCUGUAAUUGGGCUCCAGGCACCAUCUUCUGGUCUUCUUGGUGCCAGACCUGGCAUGAUCCCACUCCAGCGCCCCCCAGGGAUGCCUCCACCUCACUUGCAGCGGUUUCCUAUGAUGCCACCUCGCCCCAUGCCACCGCACAUGAUGCAUAGAGGUCCGCCUCCAGGACCAGGGGGCUUUGCUAUGCCCCCACCUCAUGGAAUGAAAGGGCCCUUUCCACCACAUGGCCCUUUCGUUAGGCCUGGUGGAAUGCCAGGGCUUGGGGGCCCAGGCCCAGGCCCGGGAGGACCAGAAGAUAGAGAUGGAAGGCAGCAACAGCCGCAGCAACAGCAGCAGCAGCAGCCGCAACCACAGCCACCACAACAGUCACAGCCACCACCGUCACAGCAGCCAGCACCAGCUCAGCAGCAGCCACAGCAGUUUAGAAAUGAUAACAGGCAACAGUUCAAUUCAGGUAGAGACCAAGAAAGGUUUGGAAGAAGAUCUUUUGGAAAUAGGGUGGAAAAUGACCGGGAACGUUAUGGCAACCGUAAUGAUGAUAGAGAUAAUAGUAACCGUGAAAGGAGAGAGUGGGGAAGAAGGAGCCCUGACCGGGACAGACACAGAGACUUGGAAGAGAGAAAUAGGCGCUCUAGUGGGCAUCGGGACAGAGACAGGGAUUCUAGAGACAGAGAGUCUCGUAGAGAGAAGGAAGAGAAUCGAAAAGAGAAGCAUGAGCUCACAGACAGGGCAGGUGGUAGCAAAGCCAGUGAACCUCCCCUUAGCCAAGUGGGAAACGUAGACACUGUUUCAGAACUUGAUAAGGGGGAGGCCAUGGCCACAGUGGUAAAACCUGAAGAGUCACCUGCUGAGGCUACCUCAUCCGUUGAACCCGAGAAGGAUUCUGGCUCAGCAGCAGAGGCUCCUCGCUAGAGACUGGAUAUGACAGAAUGUGACAGUGACACUUGGGUGUAGAGCUGAGGUGUACAGAUGCUGUAUAAUAUUUGCUCCUGCUACAUCACCCCACAGUAGUUGAUGGGGACUGUAAGCAAUUUGAUUGCUUCCCUUCUAUUUAAAAAUAGCCACAAAAUAACAAAAAAUACUGAAAAUAUAUUACCCUUUUUUGCUGUAACUUUUUAAAAGUUUUGACUUUUAAAAGUUUACAAAUCCUAAUUAGAAGUGCUCUCUAUUUUUUUUUUUUAAUUUAAGACAAGGUAACGGUGAAAGCUCCUCAAACAAUAGGGAUGUUUUUAAUAAACUCUAUUUUCGUAACAAAC